Molecule: messenger RNA, 917 nt
Organism: Erythranthe guttata (spotted monkey flower)
Lineage: Eukaryota; Viridiplantae; Streptophyta; Magnoliopsida; Lamiales; Phrymaceae
Source: RefSeq, a predicted model, not a curated record
UAGUAGCCAGUACUAAAAUAAUUUCAUUUGUGCACCGUUAAUAUAUGUAUCAGAACUGGGAGUGAAAAUUAUUAUGCAGAGUUUUAUUCUAUCUUCUUCAUCUAAUUCUCUCUCUCUCUCUCUCUCUUCUUGUUCACUACUUCACUGUUACAUUGAUAAUUCUCCCUUAAAUUACUCCAUAACUAGAGAAUCUUACGACCCGCAUUAUAGUUAAUGGGCUGAGAAAUAGACUUACAAAAUUAACGGGCCCAGAAAAUAAGGCACGAUACAUUGCAUCACUUUCAUAUGUACAAUAAUAGCUUCAUCAGAGAGUGUGGGAUCUCUUAAUUUAUGAUUCCGAUGAAAAGAAAAAAAAAAAAAAAAAAGGGAAAAUUAAAUAAUGGUCAAUGGAACUGAAGCUUAGCCAAUCUUCUCUUCCAACCGCCAUUUUCACUUCCUCUUCCGCUUCUUCUCUCCACCAUUUUCAGCAAUGGAAGCUUGAAAUUGAAAGGAUAUCUCGGAAGGGGCAAGGCAUGUUUAGCAAGGAAAGCGCAAACCAUGUGAUUAAAGAUGACAGAGGUGAAACCCUAACUUCCAUUUCGAAGUUGUAUGGAGUGUCGACUAUUGAAAAUUACUGUCUUUCUGCUGCUGCUAAUAAUAAGGAGAUGGUUGAUGUUGAUUUGGUUUCCGAUGGGCAAAAUCGUAAUAGCGCUCGAGUGGUGAGCCGCUUGAUUAACUAUUUCUUGAUUGCUUAUCAGGAUGAAGACCUAUGAACAAAAUACAGUGAUUCUAGCAUAGAUUAUAUUAUUGAGAAUUUUGUUCCGUGUUAUAUCUUUAAGCUUCUUAACUUUUAAUGCCAGUACUUGAUAAAAUCUAGAUUUUGAAGCAGGAAUUAGUAGAAUAUUCUACAUUAAAUGGAAUAUUCUCAAUUUUGUCUC